Messenger RNA from Anneissia japonica, 4605 nucleotides. Its product is annotated as inactive tyrosine-protein kinase 7-like. Gene Ontology annotation, biological process: positive regulation of kinase activity; multicellular organism development; cell surface receptor protein tyrosine kinase signaling pathway. The record is from RefSeq and is a predicted model, not a curated record. The transcript has 12 exons. Gene Ontology annotation, molecular function: transmembrane receptor protein tyrosine kinase activity; ATP binding. Gene Ontology annotation, cellular component: signaling receptor complex. NCBI's taxonomy places the organism in Eukaryota, Metazoa, Echinodermata, Crinoidea, Comatulida, Comatulidae. The annotation marks the transcript as partial.
CAUAACAGGUUAUCAGGUAGUGGAAAGGUACUUUUAAAGGGCCCAUCAGAUCUGUCGGAAGUAACGGAAGGUGUCAAAGUGGCACUCCUUUGUAAAAUAGAUGGUAAUCCUGAACCCACUCUCCAGUGGUACCGUGAUGGCGAGCUUUUAACACUCGGCAACAAUUAUGAAAUCAACGGUCCCCGCCUGAAGAUUAAAAGUAUGACACCUGAUGACAAUGGAGUAUAUGCCUGUAGGGGAAGAAACCGGCUUGGAGAUGCCUGGAGUGUUGUGGAAAAUGUUACCUUACACAUUGAUGAUACCAGACUAGCUAAAGUGGUUGUUACUCCUGAGGAUGUGACCGUGGUAAGAGCAGAUAAAGCGUUACUUGACUGCAGCUGUUCUGGAGAUCCUGAGCCAACCCUCGACUGGUAUUUUCAGGAGUUUGGUGCAGAAAUGCCUGAUACAGAACCACUGACAAAUAAAACCCGCCAAUCCAUAUUCCUCAAUGGCUCUUUGUCCAUUGAUCAAGUUAAGCGUAGUCAAGCCGGUACCUAUGUGUGUACCUGUUCCAACGGACGCUCCACGGAUACAACUCAUGCCAUUCUGACUGUUGCAAAUAUUGACAACAUGCAGAAUUUUGAUAACGUCUUCGUAAAACCUGGGUCAUCUGUUUCGGUUAACUGUACGUUUCCAGACAACGAAGCAGGUGGUGUACCGUUACCAGAACCAGUGUGGUUCGGUAUUAAUGGUUCUCCCUUGACGAAUACUGGUAAUGUGAAACAAAAUGGUAGUUUCCUGAUUAUUGAUAGUGUGACUGAAACAGACUAUGGGACGUACCAGUGCACCAUGUCGAACAUGGCUGGGCAGAAGCAGGCUUCGGUGGACGUUGGAGAAACUACUCAACCAAAGAUAACUACCAAGCCACUGGCUCAGGUUAAGAAAGAAGGCAAAGACCUGUAUUCUCAUUGUAUAGCUGAAGGCUCACCAACUCCAACGAUUAACUGGCUAAGAAAUAGUAUCGAUGUCACAGAGAUACCGAAGGAGAGUGGUAGGUUCACUGUGUUUCCAAAUGGCACCCUUCGCAUUUCACCACUGAAGAAGUCAGACUCCGGAUUCUAUGCCUGCAAAGCUUCAUCUCCAGGAGGCAAUGCACAAACUUUGGUGAACAUCACUGUACAAGAAACGUUGAAAUUCAUACACUGGCAAGCCUGGAAACAGCUAGAAGUUGGUGAACCUAGCCGAUUGACCUGUACAGCUCGCGGUGGAAAGGACAUUGAUAUCUUGUGGAGGAAAGCAACUGGAUCAUUUCCAGUCGGUGUUUACCAGAGGGAGAACUUCCUCAUCUUUGACAACCCAUUACAAUCUGAUUCUGGGAACUAUAUUUGUGUUGCCAUGGUUCGGAAUGAUCCGAGUGCAUUUAUCAAUAAUUCUGUCAGCGUAACUGUUCAGAUUAGUCCUAAAUUCACAGUACUUCCUGGAAAUGUAACCGGCUACAUUGGAAGGAGUCUGGUGAUCAAUUGCCAAGCAACCGGUGACCCUCCGCCAAAGAUAACGUGGCUGAAUGUGCCGAAAGAAUCAACCGUGUAUAAAAAUGGCACAUUGGUCAUUAGCCGUUUGACUCCAAGUGACGAAGGUGCAUACCAAUGUAUUGCUGGUAGCGCAGCAGGGUUGAAUACAACGAUCUUAAACUUAGAUGUCUCAAGAUCAGGUCCACCUACUGAAGCUGGAUUGAUGACGAGAACGAUUGCAAUUGCUGUAGGCUGCGCUGUUGCCUACAUCUUACUUGUAGUUGGCCUUAUGUGCUACUGUCGUCACAGACGACUCAAAAUGAGUAAGAAUUUUGAGGACAGCGAGAAAACUAACGGGAUGCUGGCCAACAAGCAGGACCAUAAAGAGGGCAACGGUCGAGUGUUGAAAGAUGGCGAGAUGGUGAUGAAUCCGGUGUAUCCAGGCAGGCGCGGCAGUUACGAUAAUCUACUCUUUCCAAAACAUGAUCUACAGAAGCUAUCUGUAUUGGGUAAGGGGAGAUUUGGUGAAGUGUUCUUAGCCAGAGCUGUUGGUAUUAAAGACGGAGAAGAAGUGACAACCGUUAUAGUGAAAUCUUUGAAUGAGAACGAGGAGAGCGUUCAAUUAGACUUCAGAAGAGAAAUUGACAUGUUGAGCAAAGUGGACCAUGACAACAUUGUCAAACUCUUAGGCAUCUGUAGAGAGGCUGACGUCCAGUUCAUGAUCACAGAAUAUUUAGAUUGGGGAGACCUGAAAAACUACCUGAUAGCAACUCAAGGCAAGAAUGGUCACGCAAACUCGCCUCCUCAACUAACCCUCACCCAGAAAAUUGAUGUCAUGAACCAGGUCGCUCUAGGGAUGGAACACCUUGCUAGCCACCGGUACACUCAUGGAGAUCUGGCCGCCCAUAACUGCCUUCUAAGUCCUUCCAUGGAGAUCAAGAUCACAACCAUCUCUGUAUCGCAAGACUUGUUCCGCAAUGACUACCACGAGUAUCACCAACGACUCCUGCCAAUCAGAUGGAUGCCACCAGAAGCUAUUUAUGAAGAUGACUUCUCCACAAAGAGUGAUGUAUGGGCUUUUGGUGUGCUCACCUGGGAGGUUUUUUCAUCUGGAGAGUUGCCAUAUAAAGACAAGGACAAUGAUGAUGUUUUGAAGGCUAUUGUUGAUGGAGACCUGAUGCUGGAGACUCCACAGGGAACACCAGAUGAGGUCGAAAUCUUGAUGCAUAGAUGUUGGUCAAAUUCUCCCACCGAUCGGCCAUCAUUUGGUGAUAUCGUGCAAACUAUUGGCGAGCUGCCAAAUGAUAGCCAAAUUUAGGAUAAAUAUGACCUGUUAUUAAAAUUAUGGGGUAGUCGUUGUUUUUAUAAAAAUUGAUGACAUAAACAAGGUUACUUUACAAUGGAGAUAUUUGUAUUUGAAUACUAAUAUCCAGAUUGUAAAUAUAAUUUUGACAGCGCUUCUAAGUUAUGUUUUGUGGAAUGUCAUUAAAGAUGUCAGAUAGAUUUGUAUUGACUCUGAUCCAAAUUGAAUUAUUCAAUUAAAUUUUUCUUUUUGUAAUUUUAAAUGCCAAUAAGUAUUAAAUUCACAUUCAUCCUUAAUCCUAUGACGGUGUCAUCAAUGAAUCAUUGUUCUAAAAUCAAAUUUCUUCUCUUCCCAAAAGUCCAAUACUUAUGAUGAAAGCGUUCAUGUGUUUUCUAGGGAAAUUGUAUUGUUGCAGGUGUAUAAUGCUCCUCUUAUGUAGAAAAUUUAAGCGCAUUAUACUAAGUUCAGCGAGCACUGUUUGGACUCUAGGGGGCACUGUACUAGCUACAACUGGACAACUAGUUGUUACGAACACAUAUGACACAUUUUUGUAUCUGGACCAAACUUUUAAAUUCCUAAAAUAUUUGCAAGAAUGAAUUACGGCUUUAGUUGAUUUAUUCCACCGAUAAAUGUAGACAUAUUUGUUAUCCACUAAACAACUUCAUAGUAUAAAUUCAAUCCUUAAUUGUUUUCAAAUCCCACCAGCAGAUUAAUAUUUAUUUUUAUAAUCGAUUUUAGAUGUUUUUAAAAACUAUAAACUUCUGAUAAUUGUGAUGUUUCACAUUGAAAAAUGUAGAAAACUAAUGAAGUGAUUUUACAAUAACAGUGCAACAAGUAUAACCUAGUAUUACCAUCCCUUAGUAUAAAGUAGAUUUUAGAAUUUCUAAACCAAAUUUAAAAACUAAUUUAUCCUUUUUAAAAAUGUACUCCAAUGCAAGACGUCUUGUGUAAUUUUGACAGCAUCUUAUGUGAGAUCUGGUUUUAAAAUUGAUAGAUCAUAACUUUAAAUGAAUGCAUUAAAAUAAAAAUAAAUUAAUUUUCUUAUUGCAGUUUCAGUUUUACUACUGGCUAUGAUUCAUAUCUUGGUAAUGUACUUUGUUGAUCCUUUAAAAAAAAUGUUGAAGUACUGUUCAAUAAAUGUAAUUUUUAUUAUUUAUGUAAUUGCUUUUAAAGUUUUUAUAUUAAUUUGCACCUUUAACACCAGACUGAGGUUCUGAAAUAUUAUUAUUUUUAAAAUCUUGAAAGUACAACCUGACUGCUUAGUUUACCAAAUUUUGAACCACAGAUACACAAAGUACAGUAUCUCUGUUUUAGCUGAAUACUUAAGUUGCUGAAAAUUUUGCUCUUUUAUGAGAAAAUUCACAACUUUUUAGAAUUGUAUUAUAUUAGACAUACAUUCAGAUGUUUUAUAAAUUAAUAUUUCAUGUUUUCUGUAUUUGAAAUGUGUGGAUAGCGAUAUGUCCAUAAUUUGUAAAUAUACCCUGGAUAAGUAAAUUAAGUACUAAUUGUAAAUUAAGUAUUAAGUAGAACUCAUUGUAAAUUAAGCAUUAAGUAGAAACCCUUAUUCUCAGUUUAUGCUCAGCUUUUAAAAAUAGUAAAGCAAUGGUAAGGAUACUGUUAGCAAAGUGUAAUAAUUGUCCCAAAUGGUCAUGUGAUGAUUUUUACGUGAGCCCGAAUUAAUAUUGUUAAGCAAUUAAACAUUCCCUUUGUUCAUGAGCUCCCCAUUCCAGCAUUCUUCUCCAAUUGGUUGUUAAGAGUCUUUUGACUUGGCAUGCAAACUUGUACACAUUUGAUAAUGGUCAACAUUUAUAA